UAUGGAGAAUUUGGUAACUCGCUGUAUGAGUUAAGUCUAUUUUUAAUACAUUUAUGGGUGGGCGGGCUUUAAGUUUUUGAGGACUAGGAGAUGGCCAUCAGUUAAGUGAUUGGGGGAAAGACCAAUCCUUUUUGGACUGAACCAUUACAAGAGCGGGCAAUUAAAUGUUGGUUCAAAGAAGACAGAAGACACCACUCAUCUCAGCGCCUACGCCAUUCAACUCAUUGAGUCUCAUCGUUAGGAAAAAUACUAAUAUUCUGUUUAUUUAGAAGCCAGUACGGUGAGGAUAUAGGAUAUUUUCCCUAUUUGCCCCACCUCCUUAGAAAUUGGACUGUUCCAAUGCUCAGUGGGCGGGCUUUGUUGCGCUUCGGACCAAUAAAAGAUGGGUUUCUAUUAAGUGACAGAAGAAAAGCCCAAUCGUUCGUGUCCCAGGCUAACGUUCAAGGUGUGAAGGUGUGGUGAGUUUGCGCGACGUCUCCUCGGGGGUCCUUUGCAGACGCAGGUGGGCGGGCUUUCGAGGAGAUAUUCACCAAUAGUAGACCGCAUCGGCAUUGAAUGAUUGGCGAAGCGGCCAAUCCCAGGCGUUUUAAACUGCUGGAGAGGCGUGAGGGUGUGGCAGGUCGUCGCGAGGCAAGUCAACGCUCGUGUGGUUCCGAGAAGAUUAUUGUGAGUGGCUUGGCCGCGCCAGAAGGAGGGGCCUCCAGGGCUGGCUAGGCCCGAGCCACGCCUUUUCCGCGAGCAAAGGGGCGGGGCUUAAAGGGUGUGCCUCUCCACGCACUCUAAGGCGAGAGAAAGGAAGAAGAGAAGAAAAGGAGGAAAAAAAGAAGCAGCAUCAUGCAUCCCACAAAAAUGCCGCUCCCAGGGCAUGCCUCUAGCCAUAGUUCUUCUCGUGACCAUGCGCCUGGGCAGCCUGUAUAUUCCAGAGGACGGGCCUUGUUCUCAAGGGGCGGGAUGCAAGGAGAGUUGGAGAUGGGGCAACCAGUCCCAGGACGUGAGCGGCAGGAGCCUUUUGUGACUGCUGCAACUCUGCCCUCCAUGUUCCAGGAACUUGGUUUUGAGAUUCCUCCUACACCUGUUUUUGGACGAGGAUUUUUAGGACGAGGCGUAGCAAGUAUCGACACCAAAGUGGUCGCAAAACCACAGGAUGCACAUACACAGUUGAGAGCUGGUCCAGCUGGAGACAGCAAAAUAGAGGGGGCAGUUUGGGGCAGUGGCAUGGUCCCUUGUCAUGGAAGAGGUGACAUGGCUUCAUUGGGACAUAUAAGGGCAGCCGUGGAGCCUGACAGAACCUGUGCAGCUCCUUCUGCUUCCAUCACAGGAGUUCUGCAGCCAGCAGCGUUGGAUCAGCCCAGUCCAGAGACUCCAACAGCAGUUUUUGAUGAACACACAGAGAAAAGAGAACCAUUAAUAAAACAAGGCUCAAGCGGAACAACAGCCCCAUUAGCACUGAACGUAAUUAAAAUCCACUGUCAGAAUGAUGCUGUGUAUCAAUAUCAUGUGACAUUCAGCCCUGAAGUGGAAUGCAAGAGUAUGCGGUUUGGAAUGUUGAAGGAACAUAAGUCUGUGACAGGAGACGUUACUGCAUUUGAUGGCUAUAUUCUCUACUUACCUCUCAGAUUGCCCCCAAAUGAAGACCUGAAAUGUCAAAGGAAAACAGAUGGGGUGGAGGUUACAAUAAAGAUUCAAAUGACCAAAAUCCUGGAGCCUAGCUCAGACUUGUGCAUUCCAUUCUACAAUGUUGUUUUCAGAAGGGUUAUGAGAAUUUUAGAUAUGAAGCUGGUUGGAAGGAAUUUCUUUGAUCCGACAAGUGCUUCUGUAUUGCAGCAGUAUAGGUUGCAAAUAUGGCCUGGCUAUGCAGCUAGUAUCCGGAGGACAGACGGGGGACUGUUUCUGUUGGCGGAUGUUGUUCACAAGGUGGUUAGGAAUGAUUCUGUUUUGGAUUUCAUGCAUGCAGUUUACCAACAGAGUCAAGGGAAUUUCCAAGAUGAGUGUACAAAGCAGCUGAUUGGUGACAUUAUAUUAACCCGCUACAACAAUAAUACUUACCGUAUUGAUGAUAUUGACUGGAAUAAGACACCAAAGGACAGUUUUACCUUGUCAAAUGGAAAAGAGACCACUUUCAUAGACUAUUACAGCAAAAACUAUGGGAUCACAAUCAAGGACCUUGACCAGCCACUGCUAAUUCACAGACCCAAAGAAAAAAAGAAUCCCCCAGGAAAGUUGCAAAGGGGUGAAAUCCUACUGGUGCCAGAACUCUCAUUCUUGACUGGAAUCCCAGAGAGGAUGAAGAAAGAUUUCAGAAUUAUGAAGGAGCUUUCUCAGCAAAUCAACCUGAGUCCUAAACAACACCAUAUAUCUUUGAGGCAGCUUCUGAACAGAAUUCAGAAGAACGAGGAUGCUCACAAUGAAUUGUCACGGUGGGGACUUCGCUUGGACAAUGACAUUUGUAAGGCAAAUGGCCGUGUUCUCCCCUUGGAAAGAAUCAACCUAAAGAAGACCACUUUCACUACCUCAGAGGACCUAAACUGGACCAAAGCAGUCACAAGGGAAGCCUGCAUCUCUGCAAUUCCAAUCCGUUACUGGGCGCUAUUUUAUCCAAAGAGGACAAGGGAGCAAGCCACUGAACUGUUCACAAUGCUGCAUAAGAUCUCAGGCCCACUUGAUAUCCCAUUAACCCCACCUAUUUGGUCAGAACUGAAGGAUGACAGGAUAGAGACUUAUGCCAGGGCCAUCAAAUCAUUACUCAGUAGUGAGAACACCAUUCAGCUGGUAGUCUGCAUUAUCACUGGGACCAGAGAUGACUUAUAUGGAGCUAUUAAAAAACUGUGCUGUGUACAAUCUCCAGUCCCUUCUCAGGUUAUUAAUGCACGAACCAUUACCACUCAACCCGCCAAACUUAGAAGCAUAGCACAAAAAAUUCUGCUGCAGAUUAACUGCAAGUUAGGUGGAGAACUCUGGAGUGUUGAUAUUCCUCUGAAACAGUUGAUGAUGAUUGGGAUGGAUGUUUAUCAUGACCCUGGCAGAGGAAAGCGAUCAGUUGUUGGUUUCGUUGCAAGCACCAACCACACUUUGACCCAAUGGUACUCCAAGGUUGUAUUCCAAAUGCCUCAUCAGGAAAUGGUGGAUAGCCUAAAGGUCUGCCUGGUGGGUGCCUUGCAGAAGUUCUAUGAGGUCAACCACUUCCUCCCUGAGAAGAUCGUGUUUUACAGAGACGGAGUGUCAGAUAGCCAAAUAAAAAUGGUAGAGAACUAUGAGGUCCCACAGCUGCAGAAGUGCUUUGAAGCUUUUCACAAUUACAAUCCUAAAAUGGUCGUGUUUGUAGUCCAAAAGAAAAUAAGUGUUAACAUCUAUUCGGCAGCCACUGAUAACUUCACAACUCCUGCUCCUGGCACAGUGAUAGACCAUAUGAUCACCAGCCGAGACUGGGUGGAUUUUUACUUGAUGGCUCAUUCACCACGACAAGGUUGUGGCGUCCCUACUCGCUACAUCUGUGUACUAAAUACGGCUAAUCUUAGUCCUGAUCACAUGCAGAGGUUGACUUUCAAGCUUUGCCAUAUGUACUGGAACUGGCCAGGGACUAUAAGAGUGCCAGCUCCUUGUAAAUACGCUCACAAGUUGGCCUUUCUCUCAGGACAAGUUUUACAUCACGAACCAGCCAUUGAGCUCUACGAAAAGCUCUUCUUCUUAUAACUUUGGCAGCUAACACAACUUUGAGGCAGCAGUGAAUGCAGAGGUAACUCUUUGGUGGAGAACACAAGCCAGCCUUGAAUCAAUACCACAAAUGGAGGCUCUGUGAGAGCCUUUACAAUCCUCAACAUGAACAGCCAAGCUAUUUCACUAGGAUUUAACCACACUAAAUGUGGAGCUAGUUUCCAAAAGGUACCAAAUCCAUCUGAACAUAUUUUACAGGUAUUGAAAAGAAACGUGCUGAGGAUAUGCAUUCUUUUGGCAUGAAAUGCAGUUUUCCAAGCCCUGUACAGAGUGAUUUGAUACAUUAGAAUUAUUUUGAUCUGUGCAUAAUACUCUAUACCAUGCCAACUUUGUGUUGCCACCUGUAAUUUUUUUUUUAUUUGGUCCCUUUUGGAAAUAAACUCAACAAAUAUUUAAAAUGCUUAUUUCAUUUAUUCUAAGGUGUACCCCCUUUCAUAUAAACACUUCUAAAAUGUGUACAUCUUAGAAUUGCAGGUGCUUUUCUUAUAUAUAAAUAAUACUUUUUUCUGUUGUUGGUACUGAAAUUGGGGUGCAUCUUAAGUGGAAUUGAAGAAAUACCAGCCAGUGUAGUUGAAUAUAAAGAUGCAACUACACUGCCUGGUUGGCAUUUUAGCAACCACUGAAUUCAGUUACUACAGUAGAUGGCAGUGCAGUGCCAAAAAUGAAAAAGUAUGAACAAGUGUGUAAGAUAAUUCGAUUUGUCUCCAUCAGUAGGUAAAGGUGUUCCUUUCUGCUAGCUAGAAGUCUUGAGACUAACCUGAGCCCAACAGUUUUAAGUGAAGGAGAAUAAAUGUUUAUCUUGAAAGAUAUAGUUCUGGUCCUAAAUCUAGAAGAAAAAGAGAAGGUGCUGGGUGGGCCUCAUCAACCUGCUACCUAAUGCAAUGUGAAUGAAGGGCCAGUGUUAGCAUUGGAUGUGGACUCCAUCCAGGGCAAGGUGUGACUCCCAGGUCCUGUCCUUGUGCACAGAGAGCAAGAGUAUUCAUACCCCUGUGCCUGGUUUAUUUGGGCUUUUGUGGUUUCGUGAAGAGGAUGGGACUAAAACACUGGGAUGGAAGGAUGAUUUACCCUUGCCAUUGCCCAGUGUUCUCACUGAAAAUCAUGAGGAUGUGACUGAGAUUUGGGAAAAUGCAUGAGGCAGUGUAGACUCAUAUAAUUCAGUUCAAAGCGGAUAAUCUGGAUUCCGAAACUGGAUUAUAUGGCAGUGUAGAUCUAGUGUGAGUUGCUUGCAGAGCUAAAAGCAGUUUUUAAAAUGACAGUGUUCUAUCUCCUAAAGAACACAAGAAUUCACCAGACUGUUAACUUUCAUGUAUGGGUUAAUAAUUUACUUUCUCUGUCAAUAUGUAUCUCUUAAUAUGCUACUGAUAGUAUGUUAUCCAGUUUUAUUCCCAGUCCUGCCAUAACUGGACUGGACUUUGACUCAGUUUAUCAAAACAUAGGAAACAGGCCAUGUCAGUCUUGGAGCAUUUUGCAGGAUGUAGCUGUGGGAUUUGGAGAAAAUGACAGUGGAGGGAGAGAGCAGGAUUAAUACCAAGGAUUAAUAGUAGUUUAUAUUUCUUUGGAAAAAAUGACAGAAAGCACUGGGUUAGCUUAAAGCACAUUGGGGUAUAGGUUUUUCUGCAGAUAUGAUGCGGAAUAGAAGUAGAAAUGCUGCCUUGGAGAAGUGCUUCUUAUCCACCUUUAUUUUGCUGCGCUUACGUAUUUGUGAAUAAAACAGAUACCGUAAAGUU
Anolis carolinensis (green anole) is the source of this 5438-nucleotide messenger RNA. It is a transcript of the gene piwil2, whose product is annotated as piwi like RNA-mediated gene silencing 2. Gene Ontology annotation, molecular function: RNA endonuclease activity; piRNA binding; protein binding. Gene Ontology annotation, biological process: regulatory ncRNA-mediated gene silencing. The coding region runs from base 835 to 3690 and encodes 951 amino acids. Gene Ontology annotation, cellular component: P granule. The transcript has 24 exons. The record is from RefSeq and is a predicted model, not a curated record. NCBI's taxonomy places the organism in Eukaryota, Metazoa, Chordata, Lepidosauria, Squamata, Anolidae.